Medioppia subpectinata is the source of this 4710-nucleotide messenger RNA. The record is from the annotation of a GenBank genome assembly. NCBI's taxonomy places the organism in Eukaryota, Metazoa, Arthropoda, Arachnida, Sarcoptiformes, Oppiidae.
AUGUUAUGUGUUAUCUGUCUAUUGAAGUGUCCGUAUCCGUUGGCCUUUGCUUUGGCCUCAAUAGUGUCCCGAAAGCUAGGUUUGGCCGAAACCAGUCGCGAAUCUCAGGGCUCGGACGAAGACUGUGUCGACUAUUCAAAACCAGCCCUCUCUUCAAAUGAGUUGUACUCACAAUCGCAAGAAUACGUAACCGAAUACAUCAACUCUUGGAAACUGAGCCCAGAGUUGGCCGCAGAGAAAGCCAAAGAAUAUUCGGACCAAACAUUCGUGUCGUCGAUCUUUGCCAUCAAGAAUACACGCCGAAAGAUGGAGGACAGGCACGUCGUCCUCCACGACCUCAAUAAAGCCCUCAAUCUGAAAGUUUCAAAGGACUACAGCUAUUACGCUAUAUUUGAUGGUCACGCGGGUGUGGAUGCGGCCAAUUAUCUGUCGGCCCAUUUGCACCACACAUUAGUCAAGACUCAAGCCUUCCUCGACGGCGACAUUACUGGUGCUUUCAAAGAAGCCUUUUCUAUAACAGAUCUCGACUAUUUGCAGAGGUCUGCCCGCGAGAACCGAAAGAGCGGUUCCACUGCGUUGUGCGCGUUGUUGGAGAACAAGACAAAGCUAUACAUCGCAUGGUUGGGCGACUCACAGGCGGUGGUCGUCAGGAAUGGCCAACCAAUUGAUGUAAUGAUUCCACACAAACCAGAGCUCGAAGAGGAACGCAAGAGAAUCGAAGAAUUGGGCGGUUUUGUGGCAUUUGUGGACACGUGGAGAGUGAACGGAACUCUAGCCGUUUCGCGAGCCAUUGGAGACCCCGAACACAAGCCCUUCAUUAGUUCAGAACCAGAUGUCGUUGGAUUUGAUAUCAGUCCCGACACAGACUUCCUAAUCCUUGCCUGCGAUGGACUCUGGGAUCAGUUGUCGGCCGAAGACGCGACUUCAUUGGUCUAUGAGUACGUCUGUCAACACGAAGAUUACGACACCCAACAGAUUGCCGAAGGCGUGGCCUCACACUUGUCGAAAGUGGCCAAAGAUGACGGUUCUAGUGAUAACAUUACAACGAUUGUAAUAUUCUUCAAAGAUAUCGAUCAAUUGAGAGCCACACCAUUCAAGCCAAUGUCUCCCCGAGAAAAGUCCGAAACGAAUGGUCUGAAUGGCAAUCACUUCCAAUACAAUGACUCGCAAUUCGAGCAAAUGCUGAAGAAUGGCAACAAUCCGUUUGAGUUGAGUUCCUGCGGACCGUUGAGUUGGAGCUCCGAUUCGUCAGCCAAUGACAUGAAUAGAGCGAGAAUUAACUUCUCUAUGAGUGAAGACUCCAUUGACGUAAAGGAGAAGAAUAUGGAAAACGAGUUGAGAGACGACUCCAAUCCGUUCAAUGCCUCCCAUUAUGUGGAUCUGAAUGCCAACCAAAACAAAGUGGAUAACGACUUAAUCGACACAAUAGAUAACAACAACGAGUCGUUUACAAGGGAACAGACGGACGACAAACAAGAGUCACAAACCGUUAGUAACGCCAAUAGUAACGAACUCCACAGCGAUUCGCAGAUCAAUAUCUCAAAGUUGUCAGACAUUUCGUCCUCAUUUGUCACACACGCCGACGUCCACGAAGAACAGGCGUUCGCUUCGACGCCCAUCAAGACAUCCCAAUCAUUCUCUUAUAGUGGAGACGACGCCGCGAUUGACACUAACAUGUCGUCCAUUAACUUCAAUCAGGACUCGAUUCCAUUGAAUCAAACCUCAGAACCGAUUGUCAACGAAAGUAACGAACAAAAGGAUUUUGUCGACUACUCGAGGGAUUCCUUUGCGACCGCAGGUUCUGAAUUCGAUAUGAGUUAUAGUUUCGACAAAAGCGGUUAUACGACUGCUUUCGAGAAGGACUUUGAACAACAUCUGAGCGAUUCAAGGGAGGAAACUCCCACUCAAACUCCCGUCAAAUUGGAUGACAAUUGCGAUCAGGGUUUCAAUGAUGGCGGCGAUGAACCUAAUUAUGACAACAAUGACUUGAGUUCGGGCGCCGAAAGUGUCGAUUCCAUUGUCUACGAGAAGAUUAACUCAGAUAUGAGUGAAAUCACUAAAAGAGUGGAAAAUGAUUAUUAUUCUCAACAAAACGAUAUCGCUUUACGAUUUGAAUCUGAACUUCAUUUAGGAUCUGAUGAGCAAAAGAGCGAUAUUUUGAAAACCGACGAUCUCUUGUCGGACGCAAAGACUAUUGAUUCAAACGCUGAUUUGAUUAGAGAAGCCCUUCUUUCAGAGCACAUGAGCGCAGAAGAGGCCGAAGAAGUGGUUCAGCAGUUGAAUGUAAACGAAGAACAAGAAGAAUCUCCAUCACAACCAUUUAAUUUUGAAGAACCAAAACCUGAUAUUAUAGUUGAGAAUCAAAUGAAUUUCAUUUCACAACAGAUUCCGGAACCCAUUGAGACCAACGAACCCAAAGAGAUAGCGAACGACAUUGAUUUGGUGGCAGAUAUUCACUCUAAUGCUACGGAUUCUCAUGUAUUUAACGAGUUUUUAACUUCUGCUACACUUCCAGAACGACAGGAUUCACCAAUUGUUGAACAAAUCUCUGAAAGUCCUCUCAAUGAAAGUCCGUAUGAUUUUGAGUCUAAAAUAGGGCAUGAAUUGAAUGAGAAUCCAAUGAAUGGUUUUGUCUCAUCGAAUCCCGAUUUGAUUAGCGAAGUGUUACUCUCAGAAAGAGUGACACACAAUGAGUUGGAAGAGAUGGCAAUUAAUGAAGAACCGAAAAAUGCAUUUUACGAACAGAAUAUUAUUCAACAUUUUGAACAACAGGUGACUGAAGAACAACACAUGGAAUUGAAUUCAAAUCAAUUUGGAUUAGGAAUUGAAACUAAUGAUGAAUUGAUGUCACAGAAUAAGUUGGAAUCAGAGGAUACUAAUUGUACUGACAUCGAUAUGUCUUUGAGACCAGAAUCUGAACAACAAAUAGAAUCUGAAGUAUUAUUGCCGUCAGAAGUUGUUCCACAAGUGUUCGAAUCAGAAGUGAUAAAUCAUUUUACAGAAUCAGAGCCUGUUUCCCAGUUUAUCCAAUCAGAAGAGAUCCCACAAUAUAUAGAACCAGAAGUUGUUGAACAGUUUACAGAACCAGAAUUGAUUGAAGAACCGGAACAGAUGUUGACAUUUACACAACAAGAAGUGGUCCCCAAUUUGACAGAACCCGAGCCGAUGUCACUCAUGCCUGAAAUAAACUCCAGUCCUUUUGAAGCCGAGCAACAAAUGAUACAAAAUGAUGAAAUAGAGCCACAGGUUAUUCCUAUGGAUUCUGAAUUAAACGCAAGUUUAGCCGAAGAUAUUGUUUCCCAAUCUCUUAUUUGUGAACCAACUCUGGAGGCGAAGGAAUCAAUUCCUGAAAUAACACAAGAAUCCGUUGCAUUGACUCCAGAAGUGAAUGAACCGGUUUUAGAUGUCGUACCAAACGAUUCACAAUUAGUUGAAUUGGCGCCCGAAGUAAAGCCAACUGAAACUCAGUCGCCAUUGAUUUCCACGGAAACAAAACCUGUUGUUAAGCCUAAGGACGCGAUUUCGGCGGUGAAUAAAGUAAUCAAAACCGCUUCAAAGCCUUUGGCAUCGAAAGCGACGACCGCUUCUAAACCAGCGCCGAAAGCAUUGACCAAAAGUGAUCCGAAAGCCAAACCGACGGCAUCUUCGAGUUCACUGUUGAGUAAAGCGCCGGCAAAGGCUACCACCACUACUACUAGACCCUCACCUUCUAAGCCAAGUACUACAUCAACACUCAAAUCCACAGCGCCUGCAAAGUCAUUGCUCGAUAAGAAACCAACGACUACUGCAGCACCGCUUCGCCCGAAGGCGACCACAACUACUACCACUCGUCCCGCAGUGACCACCGCUCCUAAAACAACAAGCGCUCCCAAACCUGCACCGAAAGUGGCGCCGGCAUCGCGUCCAACAACCACUGCUGCGCCGCGAACUGCGACCACAACAUCGCGAUUAACCGCCGCUUCCAAACCAGCAGAAAGCAAACCAUUGGCUAAACCGGCGCCGACUCGAGCGCCUAUUGUUUCCCGAAUCACACCCACAGUUGCGUCCGCGCGAACGACUACCGCUCGACCUGCGGCCGCCACCGCCGCUUUGAAGGUGACUCCAACCGGUCGGACAAAUGGCACGACAGCCUCCGCCGGCCCGUCAAAGUCUCCCAUCAAAUCGAGUACUACUCUAAAGGCGACGACUAUUACAGCGAGGACUGCGACCACUGCCGCUAAACCAGCCGUUAAUGGAGUAAAAGCCUCGCCAACUAAAGCUCCCGUCGCGAGUAAGCCCACGACCAGCGCAAGUAGACUCACUACUAGCCGAACGGCUCCGGCGACUAAACCCACGAGCCUUUCGUCCAAAACAAGUGUCGAUAAGAAACCGAUACCGAGAUCUCCCGUUGGAGUCAAACCGAUUGCCGUAAAGGGCGAGAAUAAGUCUUCGCCCGUUCCUAAAACUAAUGGUAUCUCUGGAGGGCAGACAUCCGUUGCUUCGUCCCCUUCGGUGCCCAACACAACAUCCAUUUCGUCCAAAAACAACAAUUCAUUUAAAGUGAAUCCGAAUUCGUUGAAACAGGAGUUAGAAGACGCGGCCCUUAUGUCUCAAUUGACACCCGAUUCUGAAGACAACUACACGAGUCCUAACAUUCAUGACAACGCUUUCAUUAUGACGAACAGCGAAUCAUUGAUUUUAGAGUCGUCUCCUGAUGUCAACGGAAAUUAA